Molecule: messenger RNA, 456 nt
Organism: Hyaloscypha bicolor E
Lineage: Eukaryota; Fungi; Ascomycota; Leotiomycetes; Helotiales; Hyaloscyphaceae
Exons: 5
Coding region: 1-456 (151 amino acids)
Molecular function (GO): protein binding
Source: RefSeq, a predicted model, not a curated record
AUGCAUGCGCUAGUACAACUAGCGACAAGAACAUGGAUGGAAACUAACGGAAUAGGGAAGGGUAUAGAGGCAGAGAAGAUAUCCGUUCUAGUAAUGAAAGUUAGAAAAAAGAUCCUUAAUCGAGAGUAUAAUAAUACGCUAGAUAGUAUAGUAAUAGUAGGCUUGGUAUAUAAGCUUAGGGGGCAAUGGAAUACUGCGGAAGAGCUGUUUAUACAAGUGAUAGAGACUCGUAAAAAGAAACUCGGUACGGACUAUCCAGAUACGCUGACUAAGCUAUUUAUACAAGUGGUAGAGACUCGCAAGAAGAAACUCGGCGCGAACCAUCCAUAUACGCUGACUAGCCGAUUGGAUGCUGCUGAAGAGUUAAAGGUACAGGUAAUAGAAACGAGUAAGAAGAAACUCGGGGCCGACCAACCUUCUAUACUGACUAGUAUGAAUAAUCUGGCAUUUACGUAG